Messenger RNA from Daldinia childiae, 459 nucleotides. RefSeq lists its product as uncharacterized. Lineage: Eukaryota; Fungi; Ascomycota; Sordariomycetes; Xylariales; Hypoxylaceae. The record is from RefSeq and is a predicted model, not a curated record. The transcript has a single exon. Gene Ontology annotation, cellular component: plasma membrane. Gene Ontology annotation, biological process: carbohydrate metabolic process. Bases 1 to 459 code for a protein of 152 amino acids.
AUGUAUGCCGGACGGCGUUCGGAGAGGAUAGGUAGUACUGCUGCGCUUCUUGACGACGCUAUCACUGGUACCGUCUCCCGCAUCCUCUCCGCGCAACAGCCUUGGACUUGGCGCGGGAAGGAGUCUUUCGGCACCGCACACGGUACUAUUGGUAUUAUGUGCCAGCUUGUCCUCUCGCAGCCGAGCAUUGCGUCUAGGGUAGAGGGCAUCCUAUCCGAUCUCCUGGCUACACAGCUUCUAAGCGGGAAUUUCCCCUCGUCCGCGCGAUCCAAGUCCGACCGCGUAGUCCGGUUCUGGCACGGCGGGCCCGGGCUCGUCAUCUCGCUCUCUUCGCUAGAGCUGCACUUCUUGGCUUUGAAGAAGUGGGUUUGGGAUGCGGUCGGCCGCGCGGUGGCGCUCGGGAAGAGAAGUUUGAGCAUUUUUUGGCGUUUAUGGGCACUGAGACUAUGGAGAAUAUAG